CUGACACACUUCCUCUCAUCCAUCGACCGGCUUCUGCAAAUAGAUAAGGUUUUUUUUUCUCUCAACAAAAAAUAAGAAUAAGAGAAAGGAUAGAAAGGGUGAGAACUGCCCGGCUCCUUGCAUCUUGCCUAUCGUGGCUGCGAUACCAUCCGUCAGAACACCUGAACGAAGAAUCUCUCUUUGAUCCGCGGCAUGUUGAAGUAUCAACGGAGAGUACACGCGCAACCAAAUAUAACCACUUGUUCUCCAACCAGACUGCAUGGAGGCGUCCCCGGACUCGAUAUUUCUGAGCUCAGGCGAGACCACACCAUCGUCACGGCUGUCCUCCCCCGCUGAAUCACACAGCAGCAGCAGCAGCAGCAGCAAUAGGAGGAGGAGAAGUAAGUCUUCUCAAAGACAUCGGCGCCGGCCGGCCAAUGUUUUCGACGCCGUCGCAGGACGUGUCACUCUUAACGGGGCCCUCGGUGACGCAGACGACGCGACCAGCAGGAGCAAACGCCGUCUGAGGGCUAUCUCCGACCGCUAUUUGUCGCGCAAUCCGAGACUGGCCCCAGAAGAGGCCCUGUUCAGGCGUAAGAACGCCCCAGUUCGCUACGCCGAGUACGACAUCUACUGGGCCAGCGAUGACCUUCCCAAUGCUGGCUACGGUAGUCUCCCGGACAGCGACCUUCUGAGGUCAAUCCACAGCUAUGCGAGCAAGUUCUACGAAACGGCGGCUGCCCGCCUGGGUCCUCGCUGCGUCGUUGGGACCAGGACCGUUGACGAGAGGAGUAUGGACGAGUCUGCCUUGUUGGCCUUUGGCAUCCUGUUGGAAGAGGCUGGCCGCGAGGCCCUUGGAAAGAGGGGGGAUGUCGUCUUCACCGAAGCCUCAACAGAGGCCAAGGAGGCGACCAAGGUUGUGCAGAGCACCAAGUCGCCCUGCUUGGUCUCUGGGGGCUUCGAAGCCGCCGACGAACCCCCAGUUUCACAUACGUCCCCAAAACCGAAACGGAGAAAGGUGGCGAACACUGAGAUCUCCGUCGAGGAACAUCAAUGACGGCAUCCACAUUAUACCUCGAUGAGGAUGACGGAGCGUUCUUUUACCGGAUCAGGCUUCUUGAUACUGAGGGAAAAGCGAGAAAAGAACAAAAAGCA
Molecule: messenger RNA, 1134 nt
Organism: Thermothelomyces thermophilus ATCC 42464
Lineage: Eukaryota; Fungi; Ascomycota; Sordariomycetes; Sordariales; Chaetomiaceae
Exons: 2
Coding region: 260-1036 (258 amino acids)
Biological process (GO): nucleolar large rRNA transcription by RNA polymerase I
Cellular component (GO): RNA polymerase I upstream activating factor complex
Molecular function (GO): RNA polymerase I cis-regulatory region sequence-specific DNA binding
Source: RefSeq, a predicted model, not a curated record